UAUAAUCCACGUGGAGGCUGGAAAAUAAAGGAGUAUCUAGAAGUGAUACCACGACAAGUAAACAGUAGCCGUACGAUUAAAAACAUCUAUAAAUGAACGGUUCAGAUCUCGUUAUUGACUUUGUAACCACAAACAACUAUCAGUGUUCUGUCUCUUCAAGAUCUCCGUCAAACUUCAUUAUAAUAAAGAUAAAAAGUCUUUAUCUCUUAAACGUUUUGUUGUACAUCUUCUGAGAAAAAUGCCGAGCAAGUGCGAAAUCUUGUGCGAGAUCUUAAUCGCCAUCCUUCUUCCUCCUCUAGGAGUUUGCCUCAGGCGUGGCUGUUGCACUGUGGAGUUCUUGGCUUGCUUGAUUCUGACUAUCUUAGGAUACGUACCAGGGAUAAUCUAUGCGCUUUACGUGAUAGUGUUCCAGAACCAAGAAGAGUAUUUCGAUGAAGCCAGACGCCCUCUCUACUACUCCGCUUGAUCAGAAUCUGUUUGUUCUUUGAAAACUGUUCAAUCUUUGUAUCCAACAAAUAAGUUAAUUUGUAAUGUGUUUAAAGAGAUUUUAAAACUGUGUGUGUAUGGUUCGACUGUUCCUUUUGUUAUAAUAUGCAAAAUUGAAGGUGAGAUUAUACA
This is a messenger RNA of Brassica rapa (field mustard), 618 nucleotides long. Its product is annotated as UPF0057 membrane protein At4g30660. Gene Ontology annotation, cellular component: membrane. Lineage: Eukaryota; Viridiplantae; Streptophyta; Magnoliopsida; Brassicales; Brassicaceae. The record is from RefSeq and is a predicted model, not a curated record.